AAUGAACAUAAGGUAUAAGAAAAAGGACUCAUAACCUUUACUGUUUUUACAUGGGGUGAUCUGAAAAGUGUGGCAUGCAUUUAUUGGAACUUGCAACUGUAAGCCUUUUUGUUUAUGUUGCAUUUUUUUUCUGACCGAUUUUUUUAUGUUUUCAUUCUUCUUUAGAAAAACAGCUCAAGCCAAGCUGAACUGAGAAGAGAUAACUGCAAACCAAAAUGUUCAAGUCUUUCCCCAGGCUCAAAGCUAGAUCUAGGUCUGAACUUUGACUGGACCGUUAAAGCAUGUCAUGAACUUUCUUUGAUCAAAUCUGUUUUAUUGUAGCUCUUAUAUAUUUGCUUUCGCAGGUAUUCUUUUAUUCUUAUUUUAGUCACUGAAAAGAACUGAAACUUUUCAAUGACUUAUAUAGAACAUGCCUUUUUCUUCUCGAGAGAAAGACCUUCCCCUUUUUCAUGAAUACAGGAAGUCCAAUAUUUCGCAGCUCAUUGCUGUAACAGAUCACUUCCACCGAAGUAACACGGCUUCAGGAGAUAAAACGGUUUUUAUUAAGCAUUUAUUAAGAUCAUUGUGGCACAUUAGAUCUACAUGCUGCAUCUCUACGUUUUAAACUGGAAUUAUUUUUUGGAUAACUAAUUUUAAAUUUUUUUGUUACUAUUUUCCCAUAGUUUUACCAAGACAGGAAAAUGGCUUUGACCUUUCUUGCAAUUUUAUGGAUUUUUCUAAGAACCACCAGCUGCCAGUUUCAGUGUAUCCCCGAAACUCUUGAUGACUCGGAUUUUUCCAUUAAUGUAACAGAGCACAUUACAGUGCGGUCUACCGACUGCAUUCGGAUCCCACAUGAAGUGACUUUUCCUCAAGACAAAGUCACAGUCCCGUACAAGAAGAUGUUAUUUAAAGGAGAUCCAUCAAAUGUUGUUGAUACAAAAGUUGUCAGUAACAUGAAUCGUGACGCAAAGGACCCUUUCUCAAUAACUACUCUUCCACCUGGAGAAUACAAGUACGGCGUCAAACUUGAAUGGGGAUGCAAUCAGACGUACGUUUUCCCUAAAAGGAUUCACAUUUCCAUUUCUGCGUUAACUACACCAACUGUUGUGUUUCGUCCGAUGGUGGAAGGACAACGUACCCAACUGACCUGCUUGGCUCCGAUGCCAUGCUCUGGUGAAGUGUUUUUGUUUUGGAAAUGGACAAAUGCUGAUGGACAAUCCAGAAGGAAGGACAAUAACUUCGAUGAUUAUGAUUACAUGCGGUGGCAAAUGAGAUUUGGGCCUCGACGUAGACAAAAUAAUAAAUUUAUAUUAGUCUAUCCAACGGCGGAUGAUCACAACACCAACAUCACAUGUACGGCAACAUAUGGUCACGGUGUUGCUGAGACAACAGUCACCUUGACUGUGAAAUUCUCACCCAGAAUCCUGAACAGCUCUCACUGCACAGUGAAAGGGGAGCUGCUGGUCUGUGUGUGCACCAGCUGGGGCAAUCCUCUGUCACCAGUCGUUUGGCCUUUGGAAACUCUCACAGAUCACUCGGUGACCAGUUUUAGCGACGCACAGAGAGUAAGCAGCACCCUCACCAUGCCUGCAGCGAAAUAUCACAACGCCACCGUCAAAUGCAUGAGCAGAAAUGAACUCGGUCAGGCGGAAAGUGAAAUCCCGAUUCAAAACUCCACAGAGCCCGCCAGGGUGAACUCUUUUCCAGAAUCCAGUGAAGGGUGUCACUCAGCUCUGCCCUGGCUAACAGGAGUGUGUUUUGCUCUGAACCUGGUUUUUGUCGCUGUUUUCAUCUGUAUUUACCAAAGGAGCAGAAAACAGCAGAAGGAAUCGCGUGAAGAAGCAGACACUUACGCGACUUUGAGAAAAGCAGAUAUGGAGGAAGCGUACAGCACUAUUUCCCCACAAAAUAGAUGAAAUAUGCAAGUUACAAUUUUAGCCCUGUAGAUAACAGGUUGUAAUGUGUCAUGUUUUGUUAUGUUUUAUUUUUUUUUUAAGUUCAUGCCAUGUAUUUAAAAAAUGCUGUUUAAAUUAUGCGUUUUAGUGACCAAUACACCUCAUUAUGCCAAAUAUGUUUAUGACAGCCUUAAAUAUGAGGUGUGAAGCUUUUUCAUUUAACGAGAACUACGAAACGAGCUGCUCUAAUUCAUGUAAAAAGGAGGAAGAUGAACUUUGUCAGGCGUCUGAUAAGGAUGCUUGAAUCCACAAACCUAUGAAAAAAGACAGACACAGACCGAUAGAAUCAAGAGUUUAGCUUUCAUGACAUUUUUUUUUUAAAUGUGUUUUUUUCUGUAUUUGCUGAAACUGUCACCAUGUUGUGGCAGUAUAAUACGAGACAUACAAUCGGUGAUAAGAUCAGGCUCCUCCUCUUCCUCCCGGCGCUGGUAUUGCCGUCUGAAGGAUUGCAGCGCCCCCGAUAAAAAAAGCAACCAAUCAGAGCCAGAAGGAGGAGGGUCUUAGCGCUGUCAUUCAACCUCGUGAAAGCGCUGCUAAAUCUGUUAACGGCGAAGUAACAACUCACUGUAACGAGACAAAUAUUUCCAGGUUCUGAUACAACACAGCAGUGUGCAUGUCAUGAUUGACAGCGCUAAGGCCCUCCUGCUGGCUCUGAUUGGUUGUUUCUAGUUCACUGGGAGAAGGCAGUUUUCUGUCUCAUACAAUAUUGUCACGACAUAGUCACAGUUUCAACAAAUAGAUAGAAACACGUUUUUCAAAAGUCACAUAUCUGAACCUUUAACACUUGGCCAUCUUCCUUCCUUGCUCUCUGUAAUACUCAGUGAUUACUAAAUUUAAAUGUGAAGAUGAAACACAGCUGUGGCACCUCAGACGAUAAAAUUCAUCAGAUGUU
This is a messenger RNA of Poecilia reticulata (guppy), 2829 nucleotides long. RefSeq lists its product as uncharacterized. NCBI's taxonomy places the organism in Eukaryota, Metazoa, Chordata, Actinopteri, Cyprinodontiformes, Poeciliidae. The record is from RefSeq and is a predicted model, not a curated record. Gene Ontology annotation, cellular component: plasma membrane. Gene Ontology annotation, biological process: cell adhesion. Gene Ontology annotation, molecular function: sialic acid binding.